AUUCCUACCGUAUUCUUUAAUCUGUGUUAACUGGGGUCCUCGGGUGGUGCUCUGCUGCAUUUAAAAUAGCUUACAAAUUAAAAAUAUUGUAAAAGGACUCCCAUAUGAUGUCUCUUUUGUAGACUUGAAUUUCUCAACUAUCUGAGAGUUAUUACGUUUCAUAACAUUGGUGAUAAAUAGUGCUAAUAAUUCAUGUCUAAAAACAUGAGCCAGUCUCGAGCUGAGAAUAUUUGCCAGACGGGUCAUCUGCGGGUGAUAUUGCCGUCGAAUUUAGACGCCACUAUGAACAUGCCCGCACCGUUUAUUGAUAUUAUAACCUCCAACUCUCAUGACAUCCCACCCCCACAAGUGGAUUUCUCUGCCCCACCACCAUAUGAUGUGGCUGCUAACUCCAAGCUGCCCACUUACGAGGAGGUGCAGCGUGAGAAACAGAUGGAAGGGGAUGGACCGAUUCAGAUGACAGCGCCUCCUCCCCGUCACUCGACGAUCACGGCCUUCGUAACUGUGGAGCCCCCUGAGUCCUCAACUGAUCAUCUUGACCCAGAGAAUAGCCUUCUCGGAACUGAUGUCAUGUUCUUGACAUCCUUCUUUGUUGCAUUCCUGUUCAACUGGAUUGGGUUCCUGCUACUGAUGUGUUUCUGCCACACUGUGGCUAGCCGCUACGGGGCACUUGCAGGCUUCGGCCUCUCCCUCGCCAAGUGGACCCUCAUCGUGAAGCACUCCACUGAGCUGGCUUCUCAUGAGAACUCAUGGCUGUGGUGGCUUAUCAUGGCCUUUGGUAUCUUGAUCUGCGUGCGCGCAGUCAUCCAGUACCUGAACAUCAAGCGCGGCUGGCGUCUCCUCUCCGGUACUGCGCAAGAGAGACUUCUCUUCUUCUACUAAACUUCUCUAUCUCACACCUCCUUGUAUACUGCGACAUGCGCGAGUGAGAUUCCUCUCUCUCUAAACUCUUGUCACUUUGCCUUAAGGUUCUUGAAACUUGAGAUAUUUUCAAAGUGAGUAGAGUUUUUUCUUGUAUGGAAUGUUUAUGGUGUCUAUUAUUUGCUUAUAGCAUAUCGAAGUAACAUUAUUUUGUAUUACUAUAACCUUUCGUAUAUUGUAUAAAAUCUAAUUUAUUUGAUAUACAGGUUGUUCU
Papilio xuthus (Asian swallowtail) is the source of this 1135-nucleotide messenger RNA. RefSeq names its product Nedd4 family interacting protein (gene Ndfip). The record is from RefSeq and is a predicted model, not a curated record. NCBI's taxonomy places the organism in Eukaryota, Metazoa, Arthropoda, Insecta, Lepidoptera, Papilionidae. The coding region runs from base 193 to 882 and encodes 229 amino acids. Gene Ontology annotation, molecular function: WW domain binding. Gene Ontology annotation, biological process: vacuolar transport; ubiquitin-dependent protein catabolic process; metal ion transport. Gene Ontology annotation, cellular component: Golgi apparatus; perinuclear region of cytoplasm; endoplasmic reticulum. The transcript is spliced from 6 exons.